Messenger RNA from Coccomyxa subellipsoidea C-169, 3243 nucleotides. RefSeq names its product putative Ran-binding protein. NCBI's taxonomy places the organism in Eukaryota, Viridiplantae, Chlorophyta, Trebouxiophyceae, Coccomyxaceae. Gene Ontology annotation, molecular function: nuclear export signal receptor activity. The transcript has 23 exons. Gene Ontology annotation, biological process: protein export from nucleus. Gene Ontology annotation, cellular component: cytoplasm; nuclear pore. The record is from RefSeq and is a predicted model, not a curated record. The coding region runs from base 1 to 3243 and encodes 1080 amino acids.
AUGGCGGGCGCCACAGAUAUAGUGCAACAGCUCCCUCAGCUCGAAGCGCUGUGCGAGAGGUUGUACAACUCCAAGGACCCCCAGGAACGCGCUCAGGCUGAGCAGAUACUGAGAGUGUUUGGUCAAACGACUGAAUACAUAGCUCACUGCAAGGCAAUUCUGGACAAUUCUCGAUCGGCGUAUGCGCAGCUCUUCGCCUCCGCCAGCCUCAUCAAAGUUGUCACCGAGCAUACCAUCAGUGUGCCGGUGAAGCUGGAGAUGCGAAACUACUUCAUAUCAUACCUGGACAGUCGAGGCACACAGCUGGAGGGCUAUGUGAUCACGUCGCUGGUGCAGCUGCUGUGCCGCACCACCAAGCUGUGCUGGUUCGAUGACGACAACUUCAGGAACAUCGUUGAGGAUGCCAAGGCGUUCCUGACCAAAGGGACAGGAGGCUCCCCGGGGCACUAUCUGCUGGGCUUGAAGAUCUUGAACAUGCUGGUGGUGGAGUUCAACCAGCCGACGCCUGGGAGGACGAUGACGCAGCACCGCAAGCCGGCGGUUGCAUUCCGCGACACAGCGCUCUUCAAGGUCUUCCAGACGGCCAUCGCGUCCCUGCAGCUGCUGCAGUCCAACGCUGCAGCAGAGGAGAAGCUGAGGGAGCAGGCUGUCUCCCUGGCACUCCAAUGCCUGUCGUUUGACUUUGUGGGGACUUGCUUGGACGAGUCAUCGGAAGAUUUGGGCACGAUCCAGGUACCGUCCACAUGGAGGCCGGUGAUAGAGGACCCCAAAACACUGCAAAUCUUUCUAGAUUUCUACGCCGCGUCAAAGCCGCCGCUGUCCUCCAUGGCGCUUGAAUGCCUGGUGCGGCUAGCGUCCGUGCGGAGGUCUCUGUUUGUGAGCGAUACGGAACGCAGCAAGUUCCUGAACCACCUUGUGACUGGCACGCGCGACAUCCUGCGCUUGCAGCAGGGCCUCAGCGAGCACAGCAACUACCAUGAAUUCUGCCGCCUGCUCGGUCGCUUGAAGACCAAUUAUCAGCUUUCGGAACUGGUGAAUGUGGACAAGUACCAUGAGUGGAUACAGCUGGUUGCAGAGUUGACAGUGAACUCGCUGAACUCGUGGCAAUGGGCAUCCAACAGCGUGUACUACCUGCUGGGCUUGUGGAGCCGUUUAGUAUCCUCCAUGCCCUACCUCAAGGGGGAAUCCCCUUCGCUGCUGGAGACCUACGUGCCCAAGAUCACCGAAGCCUACCUCACAUCCAGGCUGGAGUCGGUGCGGGCGGUUCUGGCAAAUGGCAUUGCGGAGGACCCCUUGGAGAGCGAGGAGCAACUGCAGGAGCAGAUGGACAGCCUGCCCUACAUGUGCAGGUUCCAGUACGAGUACGCGGUGGAACUCAUUGUGGGCAGGAUGGACCCAAUAGUAGCGGCAUACCAGAAGGCUGGAACAGAGGGGACGGCAGAUGGGGCGAGCAUUGCACUUUUAGAGGGGCAGCUGACAUGGCUGACACACAUCAUAGGGGCGAUCUUGCGAGGGCGCCUCAAUCAGAGCGCCUUAGACACACAGGAAACAAUAGAUGGGGAUCUUGCGGUGAGGGUGUUUGGGCUGCUGCAAAUGGUAGAUAGUGGAUUCCACCAGAGCCGGUAUGGGGAGAGGUCGCGGCAACGGCUCGACAUUGCAAUCCUGUCAUUUUUCCAGAGCUUCCGCAAGGUCUAUGUUGGAGAGCAGGUCAUGCACUCCUCCAAGCAUGCGGUGGCUGCGCUGCAGGUGUAUGUGCGGUUGUCAGAGCGGCUAGGGCUGAGCGAUCACUUGAUGGUGCUGAAUGUCAUGCUGUCAAAGAUCGCCACCAACUUGAAAGUGUACGGCUCCUGUGAUGAAGUCAUCACCCUGACCCUGAACCUCUUUCAGGAUCUAGCGGCAGGGUAUAUGAGCGGGAAGCUACUGCUGAAGCUGGAGGCCACGGCUUUCAUUCUGCAGCACCACACAGCGGAGCACUUUGCGUUCCUGGACGACCCGGCCAAUAGCAGGAGCCGCACCAGCUUUUACUGCACGCUGGCGCGCCUGCUCUUCAUGGAGGACACCCCUGCCAAGUUCAAGUCCUUCGUGGCUCCCCUGCAGCAGGUGCUUGUGGGAGUGGCGUCUGCGGCCAGCAGCUCGAUGGCCCUGCGCCAUACAGUGCAGCGGCAGACAGUCAUCGGGCUCAUGCGCGACCUGCGAGGCAUCGCACAGGCCACCAGCAGCAAACGCACCUACAGCUUGCUGUUUGAGUGGCUGUACCCUGCGCACCUGCCCACGCUGCGCUCCUGUCUGGAGGCAUGGGCUGACUCGCCGGACGUCACCACCGCGAUGCUCAAGUUCAUGGCAGAGUUCGCCCUGAACAAGACGCAGCGGCUGACCUUUGACUCCUCCUCCCCGAACGGCAUCCUGCUCUUCAGAGAAGUCUCCAAGGUGCUGGUGACAUACGGGUCGCGGGUGGUGACGGCUGGGGCAACGUCGGAUCCGUACGGGCAGAAGUACAAGGGCAUCUGGAUCUGCCUGGAGCUGCUCAAGCGCGGCCUGGCCGGUAACUAUGUCAACUUCGGCGUGUUUGAGCUCUAUGGCGACCCCGCACUCAAGGACGCGCUGGACAUAACGAUGAAGAUGGCGCUGAGCAUUCCGCUGGCGGACAUAAUGGCGUACCGCAAGGUGGGCAAGGCCUUCUUCGGGCUGCUGGAGGUGCUGUGCGCCAACCACACCGGCGUCAUCGCAGCCUGCGACACCGCCACCUUCGCCUUCCUCAUGACCGCCCUCGACUCUGGGCUCAAAUCCCUCGACGUGGUGGUGAGCUCGCAGUGCGCGGGCGCCGUGGACAACCUGGCCGGUUUCUACUUCAAAGCCGUGCAGGCCAGCAACGGCAGCCCCCAGCCCGCCGCCACCCAGGCGUUUGCGGAGCAUUUGCGGCAGCGCCCUGAACUGCUGCCCACGCUCCUGACGACGCUGUUUGAGAUCGUGCUGUUUGACGACUGCACCAACCAGUGGAGCCUCAGCCGGCCCAUGCUCAGCCUCAUCCUAGUCAAUGAGCAGGCACGCCCCAUCCUCUUGCAGAUCUACACGGCGCUGCGCAACAGGAUAGUGGCAGCGCAGCCGCUUGACCGCCAGGCGCACCUGUCCCAGUGCCUGGACAAGCUCAUGGCUGAUGUACAACGCAACCUCGAACCCAAGAACCGAGACAAAUUCACCCAGAACCUAACGAAUGUGCGGCACGAAUUCCGGAGCAAAGUUUGA